Messenger RNA from Mauremys reevesii (Reeves's turtle), 1212 nucleotides. Its product is annotated as sperm acrosome membrane-associated protein 4-like. The transcript has a single exon. NCBI's taxonomy places the organism in Eukaryota, Metazoa, Chordata, Testudines, Geoemydidae. The record is from RefSeq and is a predicted model, not a curated record. The coding region runs from base 792 to 1157 and encodes 121 amino acids.
UGGGCUCCUCAUUCUGGGCAAGGGGGCUCGAGGCAGCACUGAGCUCUCUGCAGCGCCCACGGCCGGUAGCCCAGAGCAACCUGGUUAGCGACAGACACGUUCGGAGGGGCUGGGAGUCCGGAUCCGCCAGCCAGACCCUGGUUCUGAACUCGAGUCCUGGCGGCUCCCACCUGGUUCUGGAGUGACUGGAUCCGAGCAAUUGGGAUCCAGCUCUUUCCCUGGUUCUGACAUCGCUGGAGCCAGGAGAUCUGGAUCCAGACCUUGGUUCUGACAUCCCCGGAGCGGCGCAGAUCCAGACCCUGGUUGUGAAGUUGCUGGAUCCAGGAGAUCUAGAUCCAGACCCCGGUUCUGAUGUUGCUGGAGCGGCGCGGAUCCAGACCCUGGUUCUGAAGUCACUGGAGCAGCCUGGAUCCAGACUCUGAUUCUGAAGUCACUGGAGAGGCGCGGAUCCAGACCCUAGUUCUGAGGUUGCUGGAUCCAGGAGAUCCAGAUCCAGAGCCUGGUUCUGAUGUCCCCCGUGCGGGGUGGAUCCAGAUUCCGGUUCUGAAGUCACUGGAGCAGGAGGGCCAGGACCUGGUUGUAACAUCCCUGGAGCAGCCCGGAUCCAGACUCCGGUUCUGAAGUCGCUGGAGCAGGAGGGCUGGGACCUGGUUCUGACGUCCCCAGAGCGGCCUGGAUCCAGACCCUGGUUCUGAAGUCGCUGGGUCAGGAGGGCUGAGACCUGGUUCUGACGUCCCCAGAGCGGCUUGGAUCCGGACCCUGGUUCUGCCCUCUCCGUCUGUGCGAUCACCAUGCUGCCCCUGCUGGCGCUCUCUCUCCUGCUGGUGCUGCCCGGCGCCAGCCCCAAGGAGUGCUUCUUCUGCGAGGUGACAUCCUCCCGCCACUGCCCCAGCACCCGCAUGAGCUGCGCCCAGGAUGAGGAUUGCUUUGUGGGGCACGGGGCCGCCCUGGGCGUCUCCCUCAUCCAGACCAAGGGCUGCACCCGGGCCAUCCGCUGCGGCAAGGAGCACCCCGUCACCCACAUGGGGGUGACCUACAGCCUGGUCACCGUGUGCUGCAAGGGCAGCCUGUGUAACGGGGCCGGCGCCCGCCCGCGAGGGCCCGGCCUGGGUCUGCAGCUGGCGCUGGGCAUGGCUGUGCUGCUGCGGGCGCUGUGAGAGACUGGGGGGGUUGCGCGAAGAGGCGUUGGCAGAAUAAAGCCCUGGCACAGGG